CGGUCCUGUCCCAGUUCUUCGAGUCGGACCAGUCUGAGCAGAUCCACCGUCUCACAUCAACUGCUGGACGAAAUGGACUUCUCCAUCCGGGCCGCGAACGUGGAGGACUGCAAGGACAUCGCGCGGAUGAUCAGGGAGCUAGCAGAAUACGAGAAAGUGUCUGACCACAUUAAAGUCACUCAGAAAGGCCACACAAAGAUAGGCUAUGCACUUUAUUUCUAUUCCUACAGCUCAUGGUCAGGAAGAGCUGUUUUUAUGGAGGACUUGUACGUCAUGCCAGAGUUCAGAGGGAAGGGCAUUGGUAAAGCGCUUAUGAGCAAGGUGGCCCAACUGGGCCUGGCUGCUGGCUGCAACCAGCUCAAUUUUACGGUUCUGGACUGGAACAAAUCAUCUCUGGACUUCUACGUCAGCCAGGGCUGCUUCAACAUCACAACUGAAAUGGGUUAUCACUGCAUGCGCUGCGAGGGAAAGGCACUGGAACAUCUGGCUCAACCAUAAUCAACUCUGAGCUCGUGACCUUACGACCUUUGGAACCACGAGAUCAACUCGGAACAAUACAACACUUAGGGGUCCACUAAAUAAAACAAAUAAAAAAGCUCAGUCUGCUAAAGCCAUCCUAAAACAUGUAUCAGAUUUAUCACUCAUAUUUGAACACUUAGAUUUUCAUGCUUCCUUGGUUAUCCUGGAUUAAAUUAUGGGUAACAGUUUUUAUACGUUUACUUUAAAAUUAAUUUAUUAUUAAGGGUUAUUUGCAC
Molecule: messenger RNA, 755 nt
Organism: Nematolebias whitei (Rio pearlfish)
Lineage: Eukaryota; Metazoa; Chordata; Actinopteri; Cyprinodontiformes; Rivulidae
Product: thialysine N-epsilon-acetyltransferase
Molecular function (GO): N-acetyltransferase activity
Source: RefSeq, a predicted model, not a curated record